Molecule: messenger RNA, 825 nt
Organism: Rhopalosiphum maidis (corn leaf aphid)
Lineage: Eukaryota; Metazoa; Arthropoda; Insecta; Hemiptera; Aphididae
Product: serine/arginine repetitive matrix protein 2-like
Exons: 1
Coding region: 1-825 (274 amino acids)
Source: RefSeq, a predicted model, not a curated record
AUGGACGGCGAAAGCACUAUUGACGUCGACGCCGGAGCGGACAAUUCCAGAGAUAUCGUGACGAUCCCGUUACUGCUGACGUUCGACGAACCGGAAACGGUGGAGCCAUUGAUCGUGGAUAACGACCUAUCGGAAAACGAAACGGAACCCGGACCACAGCAGGAGCCGGUCGAGGUGUCGGCAAUGCCGUCGGCGGAUAUGGCUGUCAGCACUGCAGUGACUGCCGUUCGACUGGGUUCAGGGGCGGACGACAAUCCUUCUACGGCGACGGCGGCGGACAACGCCGAAGCCGAGAACAUGGACAUGCGCGGCCGCCGCAUCCGAAGCGAUAGCCGAGGCAGACGCAGCCGAAGCCGUCGCAGCCGAAGCCGUCGCAGCCGUAGCCGGAGCAGCCGUAGCCGGAACCGCCGGAGCCGGAGCCGGAGCCGCCGUGGCCGGAGUCGUCGCGUUCGAAGCCCAGCAAGCGACGACAGCGGCGAUCUGACCUUCGUCGUAGAGGUCGGCGAAGACGAGGUCUCCACCGAAAUGGAGGCCGGUGGCAGCCGUGGUGGCAGUCGUGGUGGCAGUAGUGGUGGCCGGAAGGUGGCCCGCGGCGGUGGUCGCAAGACCGCGAAGACGGCGCACAAUGGUCGUCGCGUCGGGAAGACGGCGGUGGCCCGCGGUGGUCGCGUCGAAAAGAACCAGGCGGCUCGCGGUGGCCGGAAGUCGGCCAAGCGUAGUCGCAGAGGUCGGAAAACCACCGAAAGUAUGCCAAGGCAGACGUUGUGGACGGGCCGCCUGCGUUCCCGCAACACUCAUCGGCAAAAGAAAUCGCAGCCAAAAUAA